UUCUUCUUUUCUUCUUACUUUCUCUCACUCUUUUAUUAAUCGACAUGGGCACUUGUAGAGAACUAGCGCCUAGUCAAAUCUUCGUUCCUGGUCCGAUCAUCGUCGGCGCUGGUCCGUCCGGUCUAGCCGUAGCGGCUUGUUUAUCAAACCAAGGCGUACCAUCGGUUAUCCUAGAGAGAACCGACUGUUUAGCUUCUCUAUGGCAAAGAAGAACCUACGAUCGUCUCAAACUCCAUCUCCCUAAACACUUUUGCGAGCUUCCUCUUAUGCCUUUCCCUAAAAACUUCCCCAAGUACCCUUCCAAGCAACAGUUCAUCUCCUACGUUGAGUCUUACGCCGCUCGGUUUAAUAUCAAACCGGUUUUUAACCAAACCGUCGAGAAAGCCGAGUUCGAUGCCGUCUCUGGUCUGUGGAACGUGAAGACGCAAGACGGUGUAUACGUAUCCACGUGGCUGGUGGUUGCCACAGGGGAAAACGCCGAGCCGGUGGUUCCAGAUAUACCCGGAUUGAAGAAGUUUACUGGACCGGUAGUUCACACCAGUGCGUACAAGUCCGGUUCGAUGUUUGCAAACCGGAAAGUGUUGGUGGUUGGUUGUGGAAAUUCCGGUAUGGAGGUCAGCUUGGAUCUUUGUAGAUACAAUGCUCUGCCUCAUAUGGUAGUUAGAAACUCUGUACAUGUAUUACCAAGAGACUUUUUUGGUCUAUCGACAUUUGGAAUAGCAAUGACACUACUGAAAUGGUUUCCUCUAAAGCUGGUGGACAAUAUUCUCCUACUUCUUGCUAAUUCCACGUUGGGUAAUACCGACCAUUUAGGCCUUCGACGACCAAAAACAGGACCAAUCGAACUCAAGAACGUCACCGGUAAAACUCCGGUUCUUGAUGUCGGCGCCAUUUCUUUAAUCCGAUCAGGACAAAUUAGAGUGACGCAAGCGGUGAAAGAAAUAACAAAGAAGGGAGCAAAGUUCAUGAACGGGCAAGAAACUGAAUUCGACUCGAUAGUACUAGCGACUGGAUAUAAGAGUAACGUUCCCUAUUGGCUCAAGGAGAAGAGUUUCUUCACAAAAGAAGGAAUGCCAAAAACGCCGUUUCCUAACGGUUGGAAAGGAGAGAAUGGACUAUACACGGUGGGGUUCACGAGAAGAGGACUCUCAGGAACAGCCUUUGACGCCGUUAAGAUCGCUGAGGAUAUCAAAGACCAAUGGAUGAAAUCCAACGGCCCGUUGAGUAGUUGUAGGAAUGUUUGUACUUCCCAUAUUAUCCAUCUUCAUUUCAAUAAAUCUUAAUCAUUUUUUUAUGUUACUUUUUUUUUUUUUUGGUUCUUUGUUCUCAAUUUUGUCUUGUUUCUUUCUUAAUAAUUAUAGCUGAUGAAGUUUGUUGGUUUUUCUUUGUUUAUCUAGUCUUCCUCGGUGUUGUAAA
Messenger RNA from Capsella rubella, 1416 nucleotides. RefSeq names its product probable indole-3-pyruvate monooxygenase YUCCA4. Bases 45 to 1283 code for a protein of 412 amino acids. Gene Ontology annotation, cellular component: endoplasmic reticulum membrane. NCBI's taxonomy places the organism in Eukaryota, Viridiplantae, Streptophyta, Magnoliopsida, Brassicales, Brassicaceae. The record is from RefSeq and is a predicted model, not a curated record. The transcript is spliced from 4 exons. Gene Ontology annotation, biological process: auxin biosynthetic process. Gene Ontology annotation, molecular function: flavin adenine dinucleotide binding; N,N-dimethylaniline monooxygenase activity; NADP binding.